AUGACGCUCAAACAAAUCGGCAACUUCUUCGGAACCCCCGGUGUCGGCAUAUACCGCGAUAUCAAAGGUCGCUUACCAUACUACAUCUCUGAUUGGAAAGAUGGUCUCAAUUACAGAGUCAUCCCCAGUACAGUGUACAUGUACUUCACUAACCUCCUGCCGGCAAUUGCUUUCGCCCAGGAUAUGUUUGAUAAGACACACAACGCCUAUGGAGUCAACGAGGUGCUGAUGGCCUCGGCUAUGGGAGGAAUAAUUUUCGGCUUGUUUGCUGGGCAACCUCUAUGUAUUGUGGGAGUCACAGGACCUAUCGCCAUCUUCAACUACACAGUUUAUGAUAUCAUCAAGAACAGAGACACCCCAUAUUUCCCAUUCAUGGCUUGGAUUUGUCUUUGGUCCAUGGUUAUGCAUUGGUUCCUGGCUAUUUUCAAUUUCUCCAACGGUCUGAAGUGGGUCACUCGAUAUUCCUGUGACGCCUUUGGACUGUUCAUCUCAAUCGUCUACCUCCAGAAGGGUAUUCAGAUAUGCACACGACAGUUUUCCGAAGUGGGGGACGCCUCUGGUUACCUCUCUGUCAUCGUGGGCAUGUGUAUCAUGAUCUUUGGAUGCACCACGGUGCUUAUCGGAAACCACUCCACAUUCUUCAAGGGUUGGAUACGAGGAAUUUUUGCCGACUACGGACUGCCCCUUUGUGUCGUAUUCUUCUCUGGGUUCGUACAUUUUGGAACCACCCUAGGUCACACCACUGUUCAGAAGCUGCCUACUACCAAUGCAUUCCAGCCCACCGACGAAAUUAGAAAUGGACCCGGGGGACACGGCUGGUUUAUUCACUUCUGGGACAUCAAGGUAGGCGACGUCUUUUUGGCUAUCCCAUUUGCGAUUCUGCUGACUUUGCUCUUCUAUUUUGACCACAAUGUGUCUUCGUUGAUAUGCCAAGGCUCAGAAUUCCCCCUCAAGAAGCCAGCAUCUUUCCACUGGGAUUUGUUUUUGCUGGGAAUUACUACAGGAGUUGCUGGAAUGCUUGGAAUCCCUGCUCCUAACGGGCUCAUUCCCCAAGCUCCCCUCCACACUACUUCCCUUGUUGUUAAGAAGGAGGUUUAUAUUGACGGAGAAGGACGUACUUAUCCUGUCAACGACGAGACAAAAGAAAUGGCAAAGGACGCGCCUAGUUCAUAUACUCUGCUAACCAUCAACGAAUCCGUUGUCGAACAGCGAGUCUCAAACUUCGCCCAGGGGCUCAUGAUUCUUGGUACUAUGAGUGGUCCUCUACUGGUGGUUCUAGGCCUGGUACCUCAGGGUGUCCUGUCUGGUCUCUUCUGGUGCAUGGGAUUGACAGGAGUGUACAACAAUGGUAUCGUGGCCAAAGUGGUGUUCAUCUGUACUGACGCAAAGUACAUUUCUCAUGAGAACGCUCUGUCACGAGUCAAACCAAGAAACCUGUACCUUUACACCAUUCUGGAGCUGUGUGCAUUUGCUGCAGAGUUCGGUAUUACCCAGUGUAUUGCAGCUGUCGGAUUUCCUGGUGUGCUUCUACUGUUCGUGCUCGUGUCCUACUACAUUCCACGAUUCAUUCCGGAGCCAGACAUGUCCAUUUUGGACCAACCUACUGCCGAGGGAGUGGUCAUGGAAAAUCUCCGAACUAACCGAAAAACGAGUACUGACGACGAAAAACAUUCCGAGGAGGUGUCAACAAAAGAGGUUGAAGGUUGUCCAGCCGUAUAA
Yarrowia lipolytica CLIB122 is the source of this 1719-nucleotide messenger RNA. RefSeq lists its product as uncharacterized. Gene Ontology annotation, molecular function: borate efflux transmembrane transporter activity; solute:inorganic anion antiporter activity. NCBI's taxonomy places the organism in Eukaryota, Fungi, Ascomycota, Dipodascomycetes, Dipodascales. Gene Ontology annotation, biological process: monoatomic anion transport; monoatomic ion homeostasis; transmembrane transport. Gene Ontology annotation, cellular component: plasma membrane; fungal-type vacuole; basolateral plasma membrane. The record is from RefSeq and is a predicted model, not a curated record.